GUCAGUUGUAGGCAAAAUCAAAAUAUUUGGGAACAAGAGAAUUGCAGGAAAAGUGAGGGGGGAGUUUGAUUUUUGGGUCCAGCGAAAGAGGUGUAUCUUGAAUCCUGCCUUGCUGGUACUCCGUUUUGCGUUCAGGAAAGGUGGCUUCGCUGUGAUCGCUGGAUUCAAACUACGAUUGGUAAAUCGAUUUGUGGGCUGUAUUUCGCUGGAAAUGAUCCGGUUCAUACUCUUGCAGAACAGACAGGGGAAGACCCGUCUGGCUAAAUACUAUGUUCCUCUCGAGGAGUCGGAGAAGCACAAAGUUGAAUACGAGGUUCAUCGACUGGUGGUAAACAGAGACCCCAAAUUUACGAAUUUCGUUGAGUUUCGUACACACAAAAUAAUCUACAGGCGAUAUGCUGGACUCUUUUUCUCACUCUGUGUGGACAUCACUGAUAAUGAGCUGGCAUACUUAGAGUGCAUUCAUUUAUUUGUGGAAAUACUGGAUCAUUUUUUCAGCAAUGUUUGUGAACUGGAUUUGGUUUUUAACUUCCACAAGGUCUAUCUUAUACUUGACGAAUUCAUUCUAGCGGGUGAACUGCAAGAAACAAGCAAGAGGGCAAUCAUUGAGAGAAUGGGGGAGCUGGAAAAACUUGAGUAAAACAUAACUGUUAAGAGAGAAUGGGGGAGCCGAAGAUUCUUUUCGGGUGCUUCUUCCAGCUCUUGUAAUUGUGAUUUUAGAAUUUUGGAAUAUAUUUCUGGGCUUAUCAUUAGUUGUGUGAUGAUAAAUGAAUUUCACAAGGCUCAACCUGUGAUGUAUCAUUUAAGCCUUUUUUUUGUUUGACAGGCUUAUGUCUCUAUUUCUGAUAGGGUUCAUGGAUUGUCGUUUAUGUAUUUGUGUCUUUGUUCUCGGCGGUACUUACCGUCCUUCCGUUUCCCAAGGUCAGUCUUAGGAAGAAAGAGAAUUAGUCGAAUGGCGUGAUUUGGGUAUCGUUUUUGACCACUGUGGCAUAUAGGGAUUAGGGGGCUUGGUGCCGUGGGCAUUUCACGUUCCUUUUUUUUUUUUUACCAUCACAUUUGACGUUCUAAUUGAAAUUUUGGUCAUUUGACUUUGCCCAA
Messenger RNA from Prosopis cineraria, 1098 nucleotides. RefSeq names its product AP-2 complex subunit sigma. Lineage: Eukaryota; Viridiplantae; Streptophyta; Magnoliopsida; Fabales; Fabaceae. Gene Ontology annotation, cellular component: intracellular membrane-bounded organelle; AP-2 adaptor complex. Bases 212 to 640 code for a protein of 142 amino acids. The transcript has 7 exons. The record is from RefSeq and is a predicted model, not a curated record. Gene Ontology annotation, biological process: clathrin-dependent endocytosis; protein transport. Gene Ontology annotation, molecular function: clathrin-cargo adaptor activity.